AUGGAUAUUAUUCAAGGGCUUAUCCAGCCUCCAAAGGUCCAAUCUGUAGAUGAAACAAUUCCUACUUUAUGUGAUACAUUAGAGAAUGCUACUCUCUUAAGUGAUAGAAGAUCUGCAGUUCUAGCAUUGAAGUCAUUUAGCCGUCAAUAUAGAGAGUAUGUGGUUGCAUCUGGUUUGAAGCCAUUAGUACAGAGUCUUAAGAGAGAUAGCAUUGAUGAAGAUAUGGUAAAAGCUAUUUUAGAGACUUUAUUGAUCUUGUUUAUUAGGGGUGAAGGUGAUGAUGAUUUAACUAGAAACUGGAUAUCUCAGCAAUCACGAUUACAAAACGGUAAAUAUCCAUCUCCCUUAGUGAUGAAACAGGAAGAAUUAAAACCCGAUCAAUUUUCAAUGUGGAUUGCAGAUGCUCUAACACAGAAUGACGAAUGUAUUCAUAUGAUUAUCGGUUUAUUAAGUUCUGAAAAUUUUCAUAUCCGUCUUUAUAUCAUUCAAUUACUGGAAGCUGUCGUUGCUACCAGACCAUCUAGAGCUAGAAAUGCCAUAAUAUCGCUACCUACUGGUAUUUCAUCAUUAGUUUCAUUAUUAGACGAUAUUCAUGAGCAAAUUAGAGAUGAGGCUAUUUUACUGUUGAUGGCUGUUGUUAAUGAUUCUUCGCACGUUCAAAAAGUUGUUGCUUUUGAAAACAUUUUUGAAAGACUUUUUGUAAUUAUUGAGGAAGAAGGUGGUCUGAGAGGUUCUCUAGUAGUCAAUGACUGUUUAUCAUUAAUAAAUAACAUUUUAAAAUAUAAUACUUCAAAUCAAACUUUGUUUUUAGAAACUGGAAAUAUUCCUAAACUUCUAUAUUUAUUAAAUGAGCCAUUAUCGGAUAAAGAAGAAUUCUUUUGGAAUGAUCAAAGAGUCAUUAAUAUUAACACAGCUUUAGAUAUUGUAGCUUUAAUGGUGGAACCGGGUAAUACUACUACUAAAAUGCAUCAAGAUACCUUAGUUGAAACUAAUGCUCUAAUGGUAGUUUUACGUUUAUCAUUCUAUCAUAAUAUACCAAAAAAUGUAAGACCAAUUGCAUUAUUAACUGCUGCCGAUAUGAUUAAGGGUAAUGAGCUUGCUCAAUCAGGUUUUGGCAAUAUCGAUGUUCCCUAUUUUAAUCCAUCCUUACCAACAGAUAAUAAAAACACCGGGAUGAAACUAGUUCCUGUAGUAAACUUAUUGACUCAUUGGGCACUAUAUGCUAAUUCGGUACAUACUUUUCCUACAAGAUCAGCAGCUACUGCUCUAUUAAAAUCAUAUUUUGAAGAUAAUUCUGUUUUGCAACUAUCUUUUAUUAAAAAUCAAAUUACAGAAUAUAAUAACGGCUCAACUUUUGUCGAUGAAUCAGACGAUACAAUGAACUUUAAAUGUAAUUUAUUUGAAGUAUUAUUGGAGUACGACCCUGAUAUUAAAUUAAACCCAUAUAAACUCUAUUUUGCUACUGAUUUAAUGAUGUAUUUUUUCCAACCUGAUAAUCCAGCAAGUUCUAAAAUCAGGGAGCUAAGCAGACUGAUAUUUUCAGAAGAAGUAAGCAACAAAUCACUACAGGGCAAUAAAAAAUUAAAUAUAGGCCAGAAUGCUGAUAUAGGUAAAUCUACUAACUCUAAAGAGUUAAAGAACUAUGAUGAACCAUCAAAUAGCACCAAUAAUAAUGGUAAUGAUAGUAAUACCGAUAAAAUAGAUGAUGAAGAUGAUAAUGAUAGCGAUGAUGAUGAAAAAUUGGAUGCAAUUCAAACAAUUGGUGAAUUGUUACUUACUGCAUUGAAUGCUGAAGAUAUUCGUAUCCCUAUUACUUAUCUUUCAAUGCUAAUCUUUUGGUUAUAUGGCGAUAUGGAAGCAGUGAAUUGCUUCUUAUCUAAUAAAUCCAUUAUUCAAUCGUUAUUGUCAUUCUCAUAUCAGUUAGAAGGUGAUGAUAUCACACUAAAAUGCUUAGUUACAAUAUUACUGGGUAUAGCAUAUGAAUUCUCUUCUAAAGAUUCUCCUUUUCCCAGAAAAAGUUAUUUUGCGUUUGUAACAAAAACCUUAGGCCAGGACAAUUAUGCUUCAAGAGUAAGGCAAUUUAAAGAAGAUUCAUUAUAUGCAAAAACUUCGAAGGAGUUUGAUAUUCUCAAGCCUUUAUUUGAUGAAACUGGGCUUCCAAAAAUUUACUUUAAUACUUAUUUCUUCGAACUAAUUGACAAUAAUUAUUAUAGAAUCAGAACAGCUCUAGCUCAUAGCCCUGAUGUCGAGCCCUUUGUCGAACUUUCUUUUGAAAACUUCGAACAAAUUCAAGAGGAAUGCAAGGCAUUAAAACAAGAAAUUAAUACGCUAGGGGCUGAAUCUCAAUUGACUAUUGAAAAGUUAAAGAACGAUUUAGAUGCUUUAAAAGAAAGCCAUGAAAAUGUUACGACUGAUUUUGAGACCGCGAAAGAGGAAUAUCUAUCAGUAUCUGAUAAUUAUAACAAAACUCAGAAAGAGCUAAAGGAUCUAACUAUCAACUUAAAAGUAGUCAGCGAAGCAAAAGAAAAUUUGGAAAAAAUUAACAGCCAGCAAAGCAAUAAAAUGGAACGUCUUAAUGACGAAUUAACACAAAACAAAGAAAAAUUAUCAAUACUACAUAAAACAUUAGAUACGCUAAAAAAAGAAAAAGCAAAAGCUGAGGAAGGUAUCAAUAAAAUGGGAAGAGAAUUGAUGUCUUUAACUAAAGAGAAAGAUUUUCUAUCUAAUAAAGAAAAAGAAUUAGAAAAAAAAAUGAAAAAAAAUUCAGAUACUUUCAUGAAAGAGAAAUCCUCUCUCCAACAAAAUCUACAUGAAGCUGGACUGAAGAUUAAAAAGUUAUCAGAAAAUUUAGAAAGUGCCAAUAAGGUUAUUGACGAAUUAAAUUCUGAAAAAAGGAAUACUGAUAAAAAUUUAGAAGAAUGGAAGGCUAGAUUCCAAAGUCAUGAUGCUCUUGUUCCAAAACUUACCGAGAAACUAAAAUCCUUAGCUAAUAGUUUCAAAGAUCUACAAAUUCAAAAUGAAAAAAUUACAGAAGAAUUACAGGCUUCUAAAAAUAGUCAUAAUACUGAGGUUUCGACUUUAACAUCACAAGUAGCUUUGCUCAACGAAAAAAUAUCUACUUUGAUUUCAGAAAAAAAUGUGCUAAAUAGUCAAAUUAUUGAGUUAGAACACAGUCUAUCUAAGUCUGAAAUAUUAUCCAAAGAAGCCUUAGAAUCCUCUCUCGUCGAAAAAGAAGCAAAUGAAAAACAAAUUUUGGAGUUAACUACCUCGAUUAAUGAAUUGUCUGCUGAUAAAAAGAAAAACAUUGAAACUCUUGAUAAUUUAAGAACUGAAUUAUCUUCCUGUCAGGAGGAUUCAAAAACAAAAGAUAGCACAAUUAUCAAUUUGAAUAAUACUAUAAAAAUAGCAGAAGAUAAAUUAGCAAGUUCUGAAUCACGAUUAGAAGAAUUGAUAAAACAGAAGGGUGAAUUAGCAAAGCAAAAGGAUGAAUUAGCAAAGCAAAAGGAUGAAUUGCAUAAGUUGAACGUUGAAUCAAAGGAUGAACUUCAAAAAACUAAUGAUAAAAUUGCAAAAUUAUCAGGAGAACAUAAAGAAUUGAAACUUGAAAAUACUUCAUUAAUUAAAAAAUCAGACGAUUGUAAAAUAUUGCAUAAGACUGAGGUGGCAUCUUUACAGGAAAAAAUUAAAUCUUUAGAUGGGGAGUUAAAAAGAAAAGAUGAAAAUUUUCAUGAGUCAGAAGAAAAAUUAGUUCAUAAAAAUGAUAUAAUGAAAGAUAAAUUAUCUACGCAAGAAUCAUUACUCAAACAACUGGAAUCAGACAAGGAGUCCUUGAAAAGUAAUAUUGAAUCUCAUUUAGAGAAAAUAGAAGAACAAAAGCAGGAGAUAUUAAAACUACAAGAUGAAUAUUCUUCUCUAGAAUCUGAUUCCUUGAAUUCUUCGAAAGAAAAAGAAAAUGUAACCCUUCUUUUAGAUGAAGCUAAUAAUAAAAAUGAGAACUUGAAAUCAGAAUUGGAAAAAGCUAGGGCUGACCUAAUUGAUCUGAAAUCUAACUUAGAUGAAACUAACCUGAAUUCUCAAAGGAUUUCUGAGGAGAAGGAAAAUUUAUCCAAGAAAAUUAAGAAAUUUGAGGAUGAAAUCUUAUCUAUCAAAAAGGAAAGAGAAACUUCAAAACAGAAAACACAGGAACAGAUAAUGGAGUUACAAAAAUCAAUAAAAUCAAGAAAUGAAGAAUUUGAGAGAGAAAGAAAAUUAUUGAACGAGGGAUCUAAUACUGCAACAAAGGAAUAUUCUGCAAAAGUGUCUGAAUUAGAAGACAAGCUUGAUGCCUUGAAAGCGGAAUAUUCUCUAGAGAAAGAUAAAUUAGUAACUAACUCAGACUCAUUGCGUGAAUCUAAUGAAAGAUUGGAAGAUCAAUUGGAGGAAAAGUCAAAUGAACUGCAUUUAGCAAAAGAAGAUGCUAAGAUUCAAAACGAAAAAAUUAAAAAUAUUGAGUUAAAACUUAAAACUCAAGCAAACUCUAAUGAGUCCAAACUAAAAGACUACAUGGGAAAUAUUGACUCUUUGAAAAAGGAGUUAUUAGGCAAGGAGAAGGCCUUAGGCAUAUUGCAAUCUCAGUUAGAAUCUCAAUUGUCAGUUGUCUCAGAAAAGGAUACAGAAAUAGCAGAUAUUCGUAAACAACUAAAAAAUUCUAAUAUUAAGUUAAAUGAGAAGGAAGUAAGUGAAAAGUUGGCAAAAUCAGCAGCGGAAGACUUAGCCGCUAUAAAAGAAUCAGAGCUAUCAAAAAUAAAGGAAGAUAUGAAAACUCUAAGAUCCGACUACGACGGUAAGAUAAAAGUUAUCACUUCUUUAGAGCUAAAACUAAGUGAAUUUAAAACUUUGUCAGAGGACUAUUCUUCACUAAAAGAUAAAUUGGGUAAUUUGGAAAAUGAUUUGAAGGAUUCUAAAGCAUCAUUUCAGGAAAAGAAAACGGAGGCAGCUGAGUAUAAGCAAACUGUUGAAAACUUAGCUAAAGAAAAGGAAAAGCUAACUAAUGAUCUGUCUAACUUGACUGAACGUGUAAAUUCUUGUGAAACUGCAAUACAACUGAAAGAUAAAGAAGCUAUAGAAGCCAAAAAUAGACAUGAAGAAUUAGCAGUCUCCAAAGAUGAAGAAUUGAUUCAAUUAAGAAAAGAGAUCGAAGAACUAAAAGCAUCUAAUUCUAAACUUCACGCCCAAGCAAAUGAUAAAUCAGAAGUUGAUGAACUAAUGAUAUUAGUCAAUGAUUUAGAUGAGAAGAACACCAAAUAUCUUGCAAAAUUGGAAGAAUUGGGUAUAACCCUUUCUUCAGAUGAAGAGGACACCGAUGACGAGGAGGAAGAGGAUGCUAGUGGGGAUGAAAGUAAUUAA
Molecule: messenger RNA, 5385 nt
Organism: Henningerozyma blattae CBS 6284
Lineage: Eukaryota; Fungi; Ascomycota; Saccharomycetes; Saccharomycetales; Saccharomycetaceae
Gene: USO1
Product: Uso1p
Exons: 1
Coding region: 1-5385 (1794 amino acids)
Biological process (GO): transcytosis; vesicle fusion with Golgi apparatus; endoplasmic reticulum to Golgi vesicle-mediated transport
Cellular component (GO): Golgi membrane; Golgi stack; cytoplasm
Source: RefSeq, a predicted model, not a curated record